CCAGCACCACGUUUCUAAACUGACCGAAUUCUGGGCAUCAGAUGGCAAGGUGUUUUUGAUUCGACUAUAGAAUUGUGUUUACAACUGUGUUUACUCACAGAGUAGUUCUAACCAUUAUAACGAAAAAUGGUUUUAGUGUCUUAUAUUGAUAUUUUGGAUUACAUACACGAUGACAGGCAAUGUCUCAUCGAGGGGGAGAACCUGUUCAAUGGAAAUAAAGUUAAAAAUGUCAAAAUAUCCUGCAGAGCAAUCGACGAUGUAUUUGAAGUUAGUGCUUUAUGUGUCUGCAGCAAUGAAUCAAACUUAAAAGACUCCUUUAUAUCUAUAGAAAUUAAUCAAGGUGACCAAAAAAGUAUAUCCUCAAAAUGUACUUGUGAAUCUGACAGACUCAGCAAGUGCCAGCAUGUUGCAGCCGCCCUAAUUCAUUUACACAGGCACCCUCCUCCUCAGCCUCCAAAUGUCCCUAAUAAAGAAUCACCUGGACAACUAUCACCCGAAAAUCAUUUGAAUGGAGGUAUCGCAAAACAACCUGGUAAAGAUACAGAGCACAAUUUUCAGCGCAGACUGAGGAAGAAAUGCAGAGCAACUUCUAUCGCUAACUCUAUAAAAGCAGAUGACUCGAGAACUGUGAACACCAAACACCUGCAUAUUGAUAAUGAAUCAAGUGUUGAUGAUCCAACAUGGGACAAAGAAAAUGAUGAAGAUGAUGCAUUUGACUGGGCACAGUCGUCUGAAGAUGAAUGGGAACCUGCUCCUGAAAAGAAGCGUGUUAAAAAAGAAAUGAAGUUGCUUCCGGACAAGGGCUCGAAAGAAAAGACCAAAAAAACAAGGAAUCGAAUGACUAAAUCAGAAGCAGAAAAGAAGGCCAAAGAACUCUUAUCUACACUGCAGCUAACAGGAGAAGAUGGACAGUUCUUAUGCCAUAUUUGUGACAAGACAUUCCCUAAACAAAGUGAACUUCAAGACCAUAUAAGAGAUAUUCAUCUAUUAAAGAAGGAAGUUUUUUCUUGUUGUAAGUGUGAUAAAACAUUCAGAUUACUAAGAACUCUUAAAGCACAUGAAGGAACUUGUGAUGUGAAUUCUGAAGAGGAUGGAGACCUAUUUCCUUCCGAGGAAACUCAGGAAAUAGAAAUAGUCGAAAAUGACCUGGAAUUCGAUGAAAAGAUGGACCCCCUCCAAUGUUUGCUCUGCGAUGUGGUAUCGGCGACUCGCCGUGAAAUGCAUGAUCAUUAUCUGGUUGCCCAUCGUGCAGAAGAGGACAAUGUUUCAGUUUGUGACCGUUGUGGUGAAUUUCGCCUCGCCAGGGACCACAUCUGCCCCUCUCAGUUGUCGUUCCGCUGCCACAUGUGCCGCGGCCCGUUCAAGGCCGGGCGUGACUACUGGAACCAUUUGAUUCGCGCCUCCAAGAAGCACACGUCCUCGUGCUCGCCGUCCCCGCGCUGGUGGUGCGGCUGGGCGCGCUGCGCCGAGCGCUUCCCCUCCGAGGCCGAGCUGCUGGCGCACGCGCGGCUGCACCUCCCCGCGCGCGUGCAGCUCAUGUGCGGCGUGUGCCUGCUCGUGCUGCGCACCACGGACGCCAAGGUCGCGCACAUGGAGAGGCACGACGCGGGCGUCUACGAGUGCGGGGUCUGCCGGCACGCCUGCGACGACAAGGAGUCCCUCCGGCUGCACUGGGAGACGCACGCCGGGGAGCGGCCGCACCGGUGCGACUUCUGCGGCUGGCGCUUCGUCACCGCCACGGCGCUCGAGGUGCACGUGCGCAAGUUCCACGAGGGCGGCCCCUUCUCCUGCGCCAAGUGCCCGCAGAAGUUCGACGACCGGACCGACGUGCGGAUCCACUUCGGUGCGGCGCACGGCAAGAUGCGCUGCGCGCGUCCGGGCUGUUCGUACCGCUGCGCCAACAAGGCGUCGCUGGAGCGCCACGUGGUGCGCGCGCACCAGCCCGACGGCGAGGGCGGCGACGGCGACGACCCGGAGGAUUCUGCGCCGCCCUCGCCGCCGCCGCCGCGCGCCGGGGCCGGCCCCGCCACCAUCACCUGCCCCACCUGCAGUGAGGUCUUCUCGCUGAAGCGCGAGUUCCGCGCGCACGUGCGGGACGCGCACGAUGGCGUAUUCCCGGCCGUCACCUGCCCGGACUGCGGCAAGCCGUUCAAGUCCUCGCGCGACCUGGACGAGCACCGCCGCCUGCACACGGGCGAGAAGCCCUUCAUCUGCGCCGAGUGCGGCAUGACCUUCAAGCGGGCGCAGAACCUCGAGUACCACACCAAGGGCGCGCACAAGAACGAGCGCAACUUUGUGUGCCCGGAGUGCAACAAGCGCUUCAUCUCCAACGCCGACAUGAAGCGCCACCUGCGCUACAACCACCAGGACGGCAAGAAGUGGCACCUGUGCCCCGAGUGCGGCCACAAGCUGCCCAGCCUGUACCGGCUCAAGAUGCACGUGCAGUCCAAGCACACGGGCGAACGGCCGCACAAGUGCCACCUCUGCGACAUGGGGUUCGUGGCCGUCUCGGACCUCAAGAAGCACGUCACGUUCAAGCACAACAAGGAGCACCCGUUCGGGUGCGACGACUGCGACAAGCGCUACCAGCGGCGGCGCGACCUGGACGUGCACCGGCAGCGCCACCACGGCGGCGGCCAGCACUCGUGCGCCACCUGCGGCAAGGACUUCGACACGCACGCGUCCAUGAUGCAGCACUCGCGCUACCACACCACCGAGGAGGCCUUCCAGUGCGCCAAGUGCGGCCGGCGCUUCCCGCACCGCAUGAACCUGAGCCGGCACCUGUGCACGCCGGACAUCAAGAAGAACUACCACUGCCGCUCGUGCGGCCUCAGCUUCACCACCAGCGGCAGCCUCAAGUCGCACCGGCGGCGCCUGCACGCCGCCGAGGAGCCGCCGGCCCCGGCCCGGCCUGCCACCAAGAAGGGCGAGAAGCGCCAGGAGGCGGUCCCGCCGUCAACGCCGCCGCCGCUGGAGCAGGUGAUGCUGCCGCCGCCACCGCCGGCGUCACCGACGCAACAGCACUACUUGCAGCCAGAACAACCGACCACCGUCGUGAUGCAGCUCGUGCAGCUCCAACCCCAACACCACCAGGACCACCAGCAACACCAGGCGCUGCAGGACAAGCGACAGCUCGAGACUAUCGCUCUGCAGCCCCAAGGACAUCACUACCAGCACCAGCUUGAGCCGCAGCAACACCAGCUCCACGAGCCUAUAGAACACCGCCAGGUCGUCGAGCCACAGCCGUCAGCAGCGCGCCAGCACCAUCAACUGCACCACCACGAGGAGCACGCGGAUCAGAACGCCGCCGGACAGGACUACUACACGAAGGCGGACAAGAUCUGGGGUUGGGGAACAGGACCCACUGCUGCCACGGUGCCUACCCUGGUAGGCCAAGAGACCAUGCUGACGCUCACAGGGUGCGCGACCUACCAUGACCUGGAGGGCGCGACCCCUCAACCUCAAACCGGCCCCACCAUGCAUCUGCUCCCCGCCCCCGCGGCCCCCCAGCUGCACCAGGCCGUGCUGAGGUACCCCGCCCCGUCGCCACCGGCCACCACCCUGGUGGUCAAGUCAGCGCCGCCCCCGCUCGUAUCGCUCCACUUGAAGGCCGACACGCACCACCCCCACAUGGUGUAUGCGUCGCCUGGCGCCCCCGCCCCCACGGUAAAGCUGGUGUCUGUGAGCCAGCCGCCGCCGCUAACCAGCAUAUCCUCGUCGGCGUCCUCGUCCAACCUGGGCCCCGGCGGUCUCAUCCUGGGCGCGCCCAUCCAGACCACGGCCGACGGCUCGUUCCACCUGGUGUUUGUACCGCACGGGGCCUCUGCGCCAGCCGCACAGGGUAGCAGCAAGUAGAACAUAGUGUAGUGUUAUCAAGAAACACUAGUGCCACGAACAAAUGCCAAAAUUGUCGUUGUUGAUGUUAAACACAUUUGUACCUGACUGUCAAUGUGGUUCUGAAAUUUCAUAGAUUGUUCGAAUAGUGCUUUAAAUGUGAUUUUAGUACUUUAAUUGCCACAAAUAUCUCAGUGAAAAAAUAAAUUAUCUAGAAUAGAAAUGUAA
Messenger RNA from Frankliniella occidentalis (western flower thrips), 4062 nucleotides. RefSeq names its product oocyte zinc finger protein XlCOF7.1-like. Gene Ontology annotation, cellular component: nucleus. The transcript has 9 exons. NCBI's taxonomy places the organism in Eukaryota, Metazoa, Arthropoda, Insecta, Thysanoptera, Thripidae. Gene Ontology annotation, biological process: regulation of transcription by RNA polymerase II. The record is from RefSeq and is a predicted model, not a curated record. The coding region runs from base 127 to 3855 and encodes 1242 amino acids. Gene Ontology annotation, molecular function: DNA-binding transcription factor activity, RNA polymerase II-specific; RNA polymerase II transcription regulatory region sequence-specific DNA binding; zinc ion binding.